AGAGUCCAGGCCACGGGGCUCAGGACGACUUGGGUCAGCUCUGCUAAGGGGGUGUCUGCUGAGCACUUCCUGGGUCCCAGCCCUCCUGGGGUCGGGCAGGGGGCUGGGGCAGGGCUGCAGCAGGGGCUCCGUAAGGCCCUCUCGGGCUGGGAGGAGUGAGAGAGGCCCCUGCCAGCCUGUCACAGGCUCUUGGCACGGCACUGGCUCUGGCUUUCAGGCACACACACACACACUCACACACACGCACACACACUGGCAGGCACCCCCUUGGUGGCCUCCACGGUCUCACCUUCAGGCUCAAAGCUGGCUCCGUGGGGGAAACAGUGACAUGAGAGGCACACUACAGACCCACCUGCUGGCCUUCUCCCUUCUCUGCCUCUUCUCAAAGGUGUGUGCCCAGCUGUGCCCGACACCGUGCGCCUGUCCCUGGCCACCACCCCGGUGCCCGCUGGGGGUGCCCCUGGUGCUGGACGGCUGCAAUUGCUGCCAGGUGUGUGCCCGGCGGCUGGGGGAGCCCUGUGACCAUCGCCACGUCUGUGACUCCAGCCAGGGCCUGGUCUGCCAGCCCGUGCCUGGUGGCCGGGGCGCCGUGUGCCUCUGGGGAGAGGAUGACGGGCGCUGCGAGGUGAACGGCCGCGUGUACCGGGACGGCGAGACCUUCCAGCCCCACUGCCGGCUGCGCUGCCGCUGCGAGGACGGCGGCUUCACCUGCGUGCCGCUGUGCCCCGAGGACGUCCGGCUGCCCAGCCGGGACUGCCCCCGCCCCAGGAGGGUGGAUGUCCCGGGCCGCUGCUGCCCCGAGUGGGUGUGCGACCAGGGAGCGGGGCCGGGGGUGCAGCCCCUCCCGGCCCAAGGACCCCAGUUUUCUGGCUUUGUUGCUCCCUCAUCCCCUGGCGUCCCCUGCCCAGAAUGGAGCACAGCCUGGGGCCCCUGCUCCACCACCUGUGGGCUGGGCAUAACCACCCGGGUGUCCAACCAGAACCCCUUCUGCCGAUUGGAGACCCAGCGCCGCCUGUGCCUGCCUGGGCCCUGCCCACCCCCCAGGGGCCGCAGCCCAUGGAACAGCACCUUUUAGAGCUGGGCUGAGAACCAAGCCUCGGUGCCCGGCCUUCCCAGCAGGCAACUUGGCUACAGGCAACCAUCCAGCGUGGGUGCACUGUCGGGCCCUGGAGAAGCUUCACACGCCGCCUGGUCCGUCUGGACCCUGAGCCACAGCGGGGAUGUGUGCCCGGGUCCCCCUUCCUCUAACUCACAGCCUGGGAGGCUGGCCGGGUUUCUAGUAUCUUCUGGUCCAUUCUCAGCCUAUGCACAGCCUUUGUCAACCACGUGCACAGGCUAGCUUUCCAGGAGAUGGGGCAGCCAUGUCUCCCUUAGUCAUUAAGCUGAGCAGGUGCUGGGCUGGACUGCCUGUUUUCUGGGGGUAUGAUGAAAAGGGGCACAGAUAUUCUCACUCUCCUGCUUCCUUUCCCGGGGUGACAUACAAACGUCCCCGAACACGUGUCUAUGCAUGAACUUCUGUGUCAGGCUUGUGCUGUCUGAGAAAGCCCUCCCCGUCCUGGGCAGAAUUUAGGGGCUGAAGCCUUUGCAAAAAUCACAAGGUGAAAUCACACCGUCUUGAAGAAAGUCAGAGAAAGGCCUUUAACGUGAUGCAUUAAACCCAACUCGCGGUCGUAAGAAUUAACCUUUCUGGAGCUCGCGCCAUGUACCAGGCGCAGAGCUGGACGCCGUAUACAGGCCAGCGCUUCGCAGCAUUUUUGACUAGAGAAAGGCAGGGGACAAUGCAGGAUACCUCCCCAGGGCUGGGGAACAUGGCCGGAAAUAAACCAAGCCACAUGUGAAA
This is a messenger RNA of Equus quagga, 1840 nucleotides long. RefSeq names its product cellular communication network factor 5 (gene CCN5). NCBI's taxonomy places the organism in Eukaryota, Metazoa, Chordata, Mammalia, Perissodactyla, Equidae. The record is from RefSeq and is a predicted model, not a curated record. Gene Ontology annotation, cellular component: extracellular matrix; extracellular region. Gene Ontology annotation, biological process: cell adhesion; signal transduction. The coding region runs from base 329 to 1075 and encodes 248 amino acids. The transcript is spliced from 5 exons. Gene Ontology annotation, molecular function: integrin binding; heparin binding.